Molecule: messenger RNA, 1203 nt
Organism: Emiliania huxleyi CCMP1516
Lineage: Eukaryota; Haptophyta; Isochrysidales; Noelaerhabdaceae
Exons: 2
Molecular function (GO): protein binding
Source: RefSeq, a predicted model, not a curated record
AUGGCGUUUUCCGCCCGCAAGCGCGCCCGCACCGGCGAGGGCGGCGAGGAGGACGAGGAGCCCGUACCGGUCGCGGAUGGCUUCGAGGCGCCCAUCUUUGGCGCGCGCAUCGUCGGACAGGUCACCACGCUGGCGCUCGAGGGCGAGGACGGCCCUCUAUCGCUCGGUCCGGUUUGCGUCGCGAGCGACCACGCGGGCGCCUGGUAUGUCGCGACGAAGGACUCGCUGCUGCACGUCUCGGCGGCCGGGCGCGUGCGCCGCGUGGCAGCCUUGCCGGCAAGUGACGAAGGCUACAGCGCUGCUGCCAGCCCAGACGGGAGCGCGGUGUUUGUGGCGGACUACAGCAACCACAAGAUCCGGCGGGUGGAGGUGGCGACGGGAGAGGUGACAACGCUCGCGGGCAGCGGCGAGUUUGGCGACGCGGAUGGUGUUGGCGACGCGGCGGAGUUCUACAGCCCAACUGGCAUCGCUAUCAGCCCAGACGGCGCGCUGUUUGUGACGGACCUCGACAACGACAAGAUCCGGCGGGUUGAGGUGGCGACGGGCGCGGUGACCACGCUCGCUGGAGGCGGCGGGGCUGGCGACGCUGAUGGCAUGGGCGACGCGGCGCAGUUCUACCACCCCUACGGAGUCGCCAUCAGCCCAGACGGCGGCGCGCUGUUUGUGACGCACUUCCACAACCACAAGCUCCGGCGGGUGGAGGUGGCGACGGGCGCUGUGACCACGCUCGCGGGCGGCGGCACCAUGGGAAGCGCUGACGGCGUGGGCGACGCGGCGCAGUUCUACAACCCAAGUGGCAUCGCCAUCAGCCCAGACGGCGGCGCGCUGUUUGUGGCGGACUACGGCAACCACAAGAUCCGGCGGGUUGAGGUGGCGACGGGAGAGGUGACCACGCUCGCGGGCAGCGGCGCGGAUGGCGACGCGGAUGGCGUGGGCGACGCGGCGCAGUUCAGCUACCCAAAUGGCAUCUCCAUCAGCCCAGACGGCAGCGCGCUGUUUGUGGCGGACUAUGAGAACCACAAGAUCCGGCGGGUUGAGGUGGCGACUGGCGCUGUGACCACGCUCGCUGGAGGCGGCGGGGCUGGCGGCGCGGAUGGCGUGGGCGACGCGGCGCAGUUCUGCUGCCCAAUUGGCAUCGCCAUCAGCCCAGACGGCGGCGCGCUGUUUGUGGCGGACUACGGCAACCACAAGAUCCGGCGGGUU